UUUAAAUCAGCACAAGCAAACGGCGAGUACAAGGACUUUUACGUCUGGAAAAGGGUCUCGGAUGUGCAAGGUGAUCACAAUUACGUUGUGAACGCCGACGGAGACGAGUAUGCUUAUUUGGCUUACGAAAGAAAAAAUCCGGUACUGAACUGGACCAAUCCUCGGGUUCGGGAGAACAUUCUUGAAGCGGCAAAAGGAUUCCUAAACCUAGGAGUUGAUGGUUUUCAUGUGGCGCAUGUCAGUCAGAUCAUGAAACAGCAACAAGCUUUUCAGGGACGAGCUGCACUCUCGAUGCUUAGCGAAUUUAUCCAGAAUCUUCGUCAGUAUGUAAGCAGUAACGAGACACUCGGUGGACGCGAAUUGGCUGUUUUUUCAACGCUUGAUGACCUUGUCGAAUUGCACGAUCUAAAUUCCACAGAAUACAGCUCAUCCAAUCUAACAUAUGUCAUCGAUAAUUCGGCUUCUGGAAUUAAUAAUGAAUCGUGUCUGAAUGAAAUACCGAAGUGCUUGUACAGCACGUUGUAUGCAUCACUUGAGCUAUUCGAGAAUUCGCAGUUGCCUCACGCGUGGCAGUUUUCAAGCUAUCAUGGCUCACGACUGAGUACACGAUUUGGCCAGGCAACAGCCAAUCUGCUCACACUUGUACAGCUCUCUCUGCCUGGCGCCGCGGAGAUUUAUUAUGGACAAGAGCUUGGUCUCGAAGACACAGCCGAUCCGGCGAACAGUUACACAGGUCUGAUGCAUUGGGACGACAGUGUCUAUGCGGGAUUCACAGCUGAAAACGAAAAGCCCUUUUUCUCCACAGCACGAAAUUACAAGGAGAAUAAUUUCGCGGCACAGUUGAAAGCGUACCACUCACCACUAAAAACUUUCAAAGCGGUGGCAAAACUGCGCCAACGCGAUGAUCAUUUUGUGCUUGGCGAGACGCGAAUGGCACCACUUGUUGAGAACGUCAUCCUAUUUAGCCGAUUCCAGCGCGUCAGUAAUGCUACCGCUGGAGGAGCGUAUUUGAUCGCUGCAAACUUCGGCUCGUCAAAUGUUGAAGUUAACGGAACGUUAGUGAUGCCGGAUGACCGCUUGAACGCUAUGGCGGAAAUUGUUGUGACCACUUCUAACGUUGAGCAAUACUCGACGAGAGACAGAAUGGAGUUACUGCAUCAAAAACUCCUUCUGCAGCCCAAACAGGGCAUUAUUCUACGGUUCUGA
Messenger RNA from Gongylonema pulchrum, 1206 nucleotides. NCBI's taxonomy places the organism in Eukaryota, Metazoa, Nematoda, Chromadorea, Rhabditida, Gongylonematidae. The record is from the annotation of a GenBank genome assembly.